Molecule: messenger RNA, 2370 nt
Organism: Strigops habroptila (Kakapo)
Lineage: Eukaryota; Metazoa; Chordata; Aves; Psittaciformes; Psittacidae
Gene: RHOF
Product: ras homolog family member F, filopodia associated
Exons: 5
Coding region: 49-606 (185 amino acids)
Biological process (GO): small GTPase-mediated signal transduction; cell migration
Molecular function (GO): GTP binding; GTPase activity
Source: RefSeq, a predicted model, not a curated record
GCACCCGGAGCGCUGAGGGGGAGCCGCGUCUCGGCCCCGCUCCGCUCCAUGGAGGCGGCCAACGGGGCCCUGCCCGAGGGCGCGGCGGGGGGCUCCCGCGGCAGCGCGGCCGCCCCGUCGGCCAGGAAGCAGGUGAAGGUGGUGAUCGUGGGGGACGGCGGCUGCGGGAAGACUUCGCUGCUGAUGGUGUACGCUAAGGGCGCCUUCCCGGAGCAAUACGCACCGUCCGUCUUCGAGAAGUACACUACCAGCGUUACGGUGGGCAAGAAGGAGGUCACCCUAAACUUGUACGACACCGCAGGGCAGGAGGACUACGAUCGGUUACGACCACUUUCCUACCAGAACACCAACGUCGUGUUAAUUUGCUACGAUGUCAUGAACCCCACUAGCUAUGAUAAUGUGGCAGCCAAGUGGUAUCCUGAAGUGAAUCACUUCUGCCGCGGUGUCCCGCUCGUGCUCAUCGGCUGCAAGACAGACCUUCGGAAAGACAAGGAGCAGUUGCGCAAGCUCAGGGCUUCCAAGCAGGAACCCAUUACUUACAACCAGCUGGGUUAUUACUGUUACAAAUUUUUAAGCCUUGACAAGUUUGCUGGACUCCCUUCAUAAUUUUUACUAGCAUACAUUGCUCCUAUGACUAGUACUUUGAUCAGGAUUGUGAUAAAGACUGGAGAUGCCAGGAUACAUGCUACAGGAUUAAAAACACUGUUCUGGAAAAAACAGUUUUGCAAACCCUAUUUAAAAAUAAACCCUUUCAAGGACAACAGCAGCAACAUCUGCAAGGCUUCUCUAACCUAAGAGGCUUCUCUUUAAAGUGAUCUUAAAAAUAUCUACAUAUUAUCAAGUGUUUUCAGUUUAAGUUAUGGAGCAGUGAGGCUUACAGCUAGUGUUACAUCACUGACACAGCUGUCCUAGGUACAGGAGAAACAGUGAUGGAACAGUUUGUUCCAUGUCAUUUGAGCCCUUUCAGCUCAUCUCCCACCUUAUUUAAACUACAAAGCUAUCUUCUGCUCUCAUCUCAGAGCAAGAACAGCAGCUUCCAAACUGCUCGAGACGUAAGUCCAGGGAACAAGGUUAAGUGCAACCAGACCUUGAAUGAAUCACUGCUUUUUCUGAACAGCAUGAAAAGAAACUGCAACUGCAUCACCACUAAAGCACCCUGGGACUUUCAGCUUGUCUUCCUUGCGCGCAAGAUGAGAUGCCCAUCUUGUUGCUUUGUGAACAGCUGCUCCCUCAUCUGCCUUAAUAACUCCCAUUGUCACCCUCACAGCGAGGUUCAGGGCAAGCAACAGACAAUUCUGGCAAGUCUGCUGAGGCCUCAUGCAAGUAAAUUCCAGGCCCCACAAGAUGUACAAACUUUGUCUCCUAUGUGAGCCCUCCCACUUGGUUUUUCUCCCCUUAAAUAUACACUACCUCAGUCUUUUACAGCCAGUGGCAUCUUGAGCCAUGCGAAGUGAUGCUUCUAGUGCCAGGCCCAGAGGAGCUGAACACUAUCUGCCAGCACUGCAGCUUGCAAACCACUGGAAGGAGACAAACUUCACUUAAAUAUGAUGAAGAAAAAUCCCCCUAUGGAACCCUGAGUGCUCAAGUGACCCCACUCCCGGGGCUCAUAAUGAAUAAAUGCAGAGUUUGUGAGCUGUGGGUUGCAGACCUGGAAAUCCCACUCUAAGACUCAUAAGCAUUCAAAAGUGGGAGCUGGCUCUGCAAUGACAGAAGGAUCACAAGCAAAGUAAGAAGUCAGUGUCUUUUGUCUGUGGUGAUUUCACACUCCAGGAUUGCAUGCAAAUGUUUUAGAUCCUAGCCUGUUCCCAUUGCAUGCACUGGGGUGAGGUUGAGAAACACAGGCACCCAUUUGCGUAUGUGAGGAUUUUGGCUGAGCCCUUGUGAUGCUUCAAAGCCAAAGUUGGGGUUCUUGCAUGUGCACCAGCAAAACAAGGCAAGACAUUGGUCUAGAUUCUGCUCUUGCAUGUGACAUUCAUUACUAAAGGUGACAUCACAUAACAAUUAAGGUCAGGCCUGAAGAAACAUUGCUGUGGAGACAUCGUAUCCUCACUUGAGAAUCUACCUCAGCAUUUCUUUUAAACAAACUUAACACUGAGAAUGUUUUUACACUAUCAGCAGUCUGCAUCUUAGUCUCUAAUACACUGAACUGUCAGGCCAGGCUCUGGAUCAACACGGGGGGGGAAAAACUAGUUUGUUUAAUAGUGCCUCAGUUUAUUAGCAAUGCCACUUACACUCUAAUAUUAUAGUCAAAGGCAGGUUCUUUCUUCCUGAGCUCAUGAUAUAAAGAUGUACAAAAUAACUCCCUUUCUUUUCCAUCUCACAUUCCUUCUCUCAUUCCUUGGCUUUACAUCUCUCCUUACCUCCUGUUCU